Striga asiatica is the source of this 1161-nucleotide messenger RNA. The record is from the annotation of a GenBank genome assembly. NCBI's taxonomy places the organism in Eukaryota, Viridiplantae, Streptophyta, Magnoliopsida, Lamiales, Orobanchaceae.
AUGGAUUCGCCACACCCACAUGUGCUCCUUGUAACGUUUCCCUUCCAAGGCCACAUCAACCCGUCCCUCCGCUUCGGCAAGCGGCUCUUGAGUAUCGGGAUCGACGUCACCUUUGCCACGAGCAUCCACGCUCGACAACAGAUGGAGAAAACUGCCAUCGGCCCCGCCCCCAUCGGCCUCUCCUUCGCCCCCUUCUCUGAUGGCUUCGACGAUGGGUUCAACUUGAACCAAGACGACCACAAGAGGCAUAUGACCGAGAUAAAGAACCACGACUCUACAUGGCCCGAGAGUCCCAAAUCCCCUGCGCCCAGCGCCCUCCUCUGGAUCCAGCCUGCCACUGUUCUCGACUUGUACUAUUACUACCUCGAUGGCGCGUUUGGCGAUAUUAGCAGUGUCAGGCUGUCGGCGCUUCCGCAAAUUACCUUCUCCAAGAAGGACCAUCCUUGCUUUGUUUCUCUUUCCACCUCGGAUAUGUACAAUUUAGUGCUCCCGACCUUCAAGGAGCAGUUCGACGCGCUGGAUGCCGAGACGAGGCCGAAGGUUCUCUUCAACAAGUUCGACGCGCUCCACUCCAUCGAGCGCUACGACGUGAUUGGCGUGGGCCCGCUCGUGGACGCUGAUGACCGGCCCUCGUUUAAGGGCGACCUGUUCGGGAAAUUCGAGGGAUGCAUCGAGUGGCUCGACUCGAAGCCUAAAUUGUCGGUCGUGUACGUCUCGUUCGUGAGUCUCCUCAGGCAGACCGUUCCUGUGGGUGGCGCGGCCGCCGUCCGGGGAGGAGUCGAUAGGGUGCGUCGUCGAGGAGCUUCGGGCGCUGGGGAAGAUUGUGGAGUGGUGCCCGCAGAUGGAGGUGCUGAGCCACAGAGCUUGUGGUGCGGGGUGCCGGUGGUGGCGCUCCCCGUGUGGUUGGACCAAGGGACGAACGCGAAGAUGAUUGAGGAGGAGUGGGGGACUGGGGUCAGGGUGGGGCCCGAGGAGGACGGGAAGGUGUCGGGGGAAGAGAUCACGAGGUGUAUCGAGAGGGUAAUGGAAGGAGGGGAGAAGAUGAGGGAGAAUGCGGCCAGGUGGAAGGGUCUGGCAAGGGAGGCCGUGGCUGAGAAUGGAUCUUCGUAUAGGAAUUUGAAGGCCUUUCUUCAAGAAGUUAGAGUUGGGGCAUUUGAAUAA